CAAGGAGGCCGAGAGGAUAAUCAAGGCGGGAUAAGGGCCGGCAGGAAUGCGGGAGCCAUCCCGGGCUCCAGCCGAUGCCCUCUGCCCGCCGCGGGCCCUCCCCACAGAUGCCGCCCCCCACCCUCCCGUGCUCCCGCCGGUGCUCCCACCCGCUCCUCUGUCCGUCCGUCCGUCCCAGGGCCGCGCUGGAGCCGAUCGGGGACGUGCACCGGGGCCUGUCCCCUCCGGAGGCCCUCCCGGCCCGGCUGGCCCUGCUCUCGGGUCACUACCUCUACUAUCACUACGGCUGCGACGGCCAAGACGACCGGGGCUGGGGCUGCGGCUACCGGACCCUGCAGACGCUGUGCUCGUGGCCCCGCGGCCGGGCCGAGGCCGUCCCGGGGCUGGGCGACGUCCAGGCCGCGCUGGUGGCCCUGGGGGACAAGCCGCCCGCCUUCCGCGGCUCCCGGGGCUGGAUCGGCUGCGUGGAGGCCGCCCUGUGCCUCGCCCACUUCGGGGGGCCGCGGGCCCGGCUGCGCCACGUCCCGCGGGGCGGGGGGCUGCGGCCCGAGCUGGACGCCCUCUGCGCCCACUUCGAGGGGGGCGGCGGCCCGGUCAUGGUCGGGGGCGACGCCGACGCGGGGGCCAAGGCCCUGCUGGGGGUCUGCCUCGGGGCCGGGCCGGCGCCCGCCGCCCAUGUGCUGGUCCUGGACCCCCACUGUUGGGGGGACCCGGGCGGCCGGGCCGGGGCGCAGGCGGCCGGCUGGGUCCGCUGGCGCCACGUGGGAGACGCCUUCGACCCCGCCUCCUUCUACAACCUCUGCCUGACCAGCUGGCCCCCCGAGUCCGGCCCGCCUGAGGGGGAGGAGCCCCCGAGUCCACCCCGCCUGAGGAGGGAAGCCCCGGACCCCGGCCCACCUGAGGAGGAGACCCCCGGGACCCAGCCAGCCUGAGGGGAGCCCCCGACCCCGCGGGGAGACACCGAGCGGGGGCCCCCAGCUCGGGCUCUCUAAUUAGACCCUCCCUGGGCCUACAGACAAUAAAGGGUGACCGACAGGCCGUUGGGACGCCUUCCCUGCAGACCUGCCAGCACGA
Messenger RNA from Ornithorhynchus anatinus (platypus), 1074 nucleotides. It is a transcript of the gene UFSP1, whose product is annotated as UFM1 specific peptidase 1 (inactive). The coding region runs from base 75 to 932 and encodes 285 amino acids. The transcript has a single exon. The record is from RefSeq and is a predicted model, not a curated record. Lineage: Eukaryota; Metazoa; Chordata; Mammalia; Monotremata; Ornithorhynchidae.